Ctenopharyngodon idella (grass carp) is the source of this 5555-nucleotide messenger RNA. RefSeq names its product nucleolar protein 4-like b (gene nol4lb). The record is from RefSeq and is a predicted model, not a curated record. NCBI's taxonomy places the organism in Eukaryota, Metazoa, Chordata, Actinopteri, Cypriniformes, Xenocyprididae.
GGGACGCUGCUCAAACCCAUCCACCCGACCGCCUCGUGUGUCGGUUAGUAUUCCUCACAUAACUCACAUUACACGCACAAUCCCGUCCUCCGCGUGAACAGGCGCGAUGAGCGUCGAGCUCAUUCUAACAGGUGGUGAGCGAUUUCAGGUGGAGCGGCAGUUCAUUCACUGAGCCGACCGGCGCGCGAGCUUCAACGAACGCUGAGAGAAUCACUUGCUCCUCAUUAUUUAGACUCCUGUGUGUAUUAACACAUCCUAAUCGUCGUAUUUAGGUUAUUUAGGCGAUGGACUGUUUGUUUUAAUUAGCCCUCAGCUUACAGGUGGGCGAAAGCCGUUUGUAGGACGGCCCCUCUUUCAGUUCCUCAACAGGAGACGCGGGACUGUCAUUUGUUUGCCAUCCUGUGGGACAGAAGAAACGGCUCCGUUAACAGGUGCGAGGUUUGACAAACACACCGCGAUUUGAAGAGUAUUUUCAUUUGUAUUCGCGGUAAAUUAGAAGCUAUAUCUACAUAUUUAACAUUUUUACAAAGCCUCUUUCGUUCCGGAGGAGGACCGACAAAGCCAUGUCAACCAAAAAACGGAUGGAUUUAACGAGAAGGAGCCGAAGCCCCGCGGUGUCCGAGGCGGAGAUGUUUGGUGAUUUUCAGGAGUGGUGCCUUCGCACUUACGGGGACUCCGGCAAAACAAAGACCGUCACCCGGCGAAAAUACAACAAAAUUCUGCAGACCCUCUUACAGAGCGACGACUCGGAGGGCGUCUAUAUCGAGAGCAACCACAUCAACGCCAAAUUUAAGUUCUGGGUGAAAUCCAAAGGUUUCCAGGUGGGCAACACUGACGGCGAGCCGAACGAGAACGGGGCAGCGGACAGACCGGUCCUGUACGUCCCCAUCAAAGCAACGUGUGUGGACGGGGGCUCAGGAUCAGAGAGCUCCUCUCUGAAGAGGGUCGCUGUGGUGGAGGACUUCUAUGAUAUCAUCUAUGCCAUGCACGUGGAGAUCAGCUCCGACCCAGCCAAAACACCCAAACACGCCGGGCAGAAGAAAACGUAUAAAGCGAUAGCGGAGACGUAUGCGUUUCUGCCCAGAGAGGCGGUGACCCGUUUCCUGAUGAGCUGUGGAGAAUGUCAGAAGAGGAUGCACAUCAGCCCCAGCGGAGCAGAGUUCAAAGAGAAUAACCAACCAACAUCUCUGGCGGCCGACCUCAUAGACUACAACAUGCCCCUCACGACAACAUACCUGAAACAGAAGAAACUACAGUGCAUGAACAACAACAACGAACAGGAUGAGUGUUCAGUGAGUAGUGAGGAGUUUGAUAUGAGUGACCCCACAUGGAUAUCAGCUGAACGUCACACCACACUGUCUGACCUGAACCACCCCUCCAGCGCAGAUAGGAUGCACAGCCCACAAAACACACACAAGGAAGAGGACGAUGAUUCAUCUUCAGAAAGUGGGAGUGGCAAUGGGAUUCACACGCUGACUCCUCCCUCAGUAGGUGCGGCCGGUGUGAGCGACAGUACAGGGACAGGACCUGGAUCGGGCUCGUACACCGAGGUUAACGGCAACGGUACCGCGGCUCCACUCGACUUCAGCACGACUUCCUCGUCCUCAUCCUUAGAGGACCAGCAACCAGCCAACCUCAGCGACAGACUGAGCCAGGCCCUGCCCAGUGCUGCCGCCAUGCUGGCGACCUUUAACCCCGAGCAAGCAGAAGAGCUGCGCAGAAAAUACCCCAAAUCCUCAGAGCUACGCCUUGACCGAGACAUCAGGGACUAUAACAACAAGUCUCCUCAAUACAGUUCAGGCAGCUAUGAUUCAAUAAAAAUGGAGAUAUGUGCUGAAGAUCUGACUGUUGGCCGGUCUCAGGCGGCUGAUGAUGAUGACGAUGACCAUGAUGACCACGACGAUAGCGAUAAGAUCAAUGAUGUAGAAGGAGUGGAUCCAGAGAGGUUGAAGGCCUUUAAUAUGUUUGUGCGUCUCUUUGUGGAUGAGAACCUGGACCGUAUGGUGCCAAUCUCUAAACAGCCUAAAGAGAAGAUCCAGGCCAUUAUUGAAUCCUGCAGCCGUCAGUUCCCAGAGUUCCAGGAGCGUGCUCGCAAACGCAUCCGCACCUACCUCAAAUCCUGCCGCCGCAUGAAGAAAAAUGGCAUGGAGACUCGACCCACGCCACCCCACCUGACCUCAGCCAUGGCUGAAAACAUUCUAGCAGCUGCCUGUGAGAGCGAAUCACGCAAAGCUGCCAAAAGAAUGCGCAUGGAUGUCUACCAGGCGCACGAGGACCCAGUAUCUCUGGAAAAGGCGGUCUCUCGUGAGCCGGUUUCACUGACCCACUCUGCAUACUCCCUUGCUGCAUCAGCCUACUCCCAGGACCAGCUAUACAUCAAUGGAGGCCUCAACUACAGUUACCGAGGUUACGGUGGACUGUGCGCCAGCAUGCAACACCCUGUGUCCCUGACAACAGCUACCGCCCAGACCAAUGGGCCUACUGAUCUCAGUAUGAAGUCUCUGGCAUCGAAUUCGUCCUCGUCAAGCUCCAGUAGUCUCGGCAGGAAUGGAGGAGGGGGCGGGGCUUCAGCUCAGCUCAGCCAUACAGAGGUAGCAGCGGUGCGUCAGCUGAUCGCGGGAUACCGUGAGUCCGCGGCCUUCCUGCUACGAUCAGCAGAUGAGCUGGAGAACCUCAUACUGCAACAGAACUGAACCGAUCUUCAGCGCUCUCUCUGUCUACAUCAACCCUCGUCCCUCUGGACCGCAUAACUGACUGUGUCCCUCACAUGAUCAUCAUCCUCAUUGUCAUAGGUUUUCCGGUCACCAAGGAAAACCAUCUGGCUCUUAAAAAUGUUAGAAGAGAGAGAAAACACAGCUUCAUCAAGCUUUUGCUUUCAUGUCGCUUCAGUGAGAAUGACCGACAGAUGAAGAGGAUAAACAUGGAGAUGAAUCUCUGAAGGACACUGCAGUGCUGAAGCGGACGGUUCGAUGUAUCCUCCGCGUUCUGCUCCUGCAUUUCAUGCCUUCUCCACAGCCUCCCUCCGUUCGUUCUGCCUCCAUGCCCCUCUGAGAGCCAUUGAUUUCCGAUUUUCUUUGUUUUUAGCUACUUCAAAGGAGGAAUUACGGCGCGCCAAUCCUCCAGACAGCACUAACUAAAUGAAGACACUUUUGAUUUGGAGGUGUAAUGGAAAGAAAGAAGAGAAAAAGAGCAAGAAAAAAACAACUAAGAGACCUUUGUAUUUGCUGUAAAUAAGCACUCGCUGUGUCCUGAAGCACUUUUCCAUUCGUUCUGACCUCUGAAUCAUUAAUUUAUGCAUUUAGAUACGCAGGUGGAAGCUCACCUGGAAAUACCUCAGCCUGUCUGUCCUGCUCUCUCUCUCCCAGCGUGUCCCUCUGUAUGUGGGAGAAGAAAAUUAUCACCUGUCCAUCCUCCACUUCACGGUCCACUGAUUUGGGCAUCGAAAGUGGAGAGUGGGAGUGAAUUUGUUCCUGUAAUUGAAGUGCAGAUUUUCUUCAAAUGUAUAUAUCCCGAUUCCAUUUCAAGGUAUUGAUUGCAAAAAUACACUGGACUUGUUUUGGGACUGGACCCUUCCUAAUGGAUUUAAACCCUUUGGUUUCACAGAUGCCAACUCUCUACAUGUCUUCUGUACGUGUCACCUCCCGCUCUCCUCUUCUUUAUGUGUCCUUCCAUUUCUCCUGUACGUCCUCUCCUCCUCCACCUUAUUAUUCUACUUUGGAGGGAGAUGGAGAGGAAGGAUCCGGGAUGGAAGCUGUUAGUCUUUUAUCUGUUGACUUUUCUUAAUGGCCAUUAAUCCACUCUGCUGCUAUGGACUCCAAUGUAACGCCACAAACCUGAAACCUCAAGCCUCCCAAACACAACCAGAGCACCUCAAGGUGAAACAACAAGGCAAAAAAAAAAAAAAAUCUAAAUGGAAGCCAAAUCCAGAAGAAAGCCGUUUUGCAUUCUGGUCGAGGGUGUUUGAUUUAAUACUGAGGGCUGCUUGUGUUUGCUUUUGUUUGAUUUGUUUUAAAAGCGCGGUGUGUGCUUAAAUCUCAACUGGGAUCAAAUCAUUGGCACAAGAGCUUGGCGCGCACACACACGAACACGCAUACGACACAGACAGACAUGCUAAAGGGUCUUUAGUGAACUGAAUAUAGCAGGAGAGGUUUAAAAAUGUGUAGUUAGCGAGGUAGAUUUGGUUAGGGACUGACUGACAGUAAUGUCACUGUAAUUUGCUCCAUUUUGCACACAGAGGCAGUGCUAAUCUAUGAUUGAGGAGCUCGGCGGCUCCGUGUUGCACUGCUAGUGGGGGAUGGAGAAAGAAUAUCGCAAUGCAGAAGAUAAUCAAACACAUUUCUGGCCCUAAAGGAGACAGACCAAUACAGAGAGGCUACCAUGGCCCCCGCUGAGAAGCCUUUAGAAUCAUUACAUGCAUGAUCACGUGACCGGGACCUACAUAUGAUUGAAAGCCAUGAUGAUGAGUGAGUGUGACUGGAGACUACACUGCUCUCUUAAGACAUAUUUGUGUGCAAUUUUGACACCCCCGUUCAAAACAACAGUACAAAUACAGAAGUAAUGAUUUCUUCUUAAUGUAUUAUAUUUAUGGUAGACCUUCACAGUCCAGCCUCCUACUGCGAUAUUGAUUUGUUAAUUAGAAUGUUGCUAUAGAUGUGAAUAUAUAUGCAAAAUUGUCAGCGUGAGGCUUGUACUCACUGUGCGUGAUCUAUUUAACAUUGAUCUCAUCAUAAAUGGUCCUUGACCUCUUGUCAUCUCUGACUGCCUUCGCUGUUUCUUUUACUUCAUUUCAGGAGAGAACGUGAUAAGGCAAUUUUUUAAAGGGUAGAAUCCAUUUUGCUUCACCCCCAGAUAAAAAUAAAUAAAAUAAGAAAUUAUAUUUUGCAUUAAGAAAAUGAAGUCUGCUUGUAGAACCAAGACUUUUUAAUUGUGACAUUAUUUUGAUGUCAAUCAAGCACAUUUUCCACCCAAAUUCUCAUUACCUUAAUGCUUCCUAAAAUUUCACUUUUUUAAUUUUUUUCAUUAGAACAAUGGUGUUAAAUCAUGUAAUUUAUCAUUUCAAUUUUUUUUCAUUUAUUACAGUACAAAAAUUACAGUAAAAAUACUGUAAUACAUUUUUUAUUAAAUUGCAUCUACAUUAUAAAAAGAUUACAAAUAUUACUAAAAUGUUUAAAUAUAAUUUCAAUAUAGCAGAAUAAGUUACAUAUAUUAAAUAUAAGAAUAUUAUUUUUUUGCAUUACGCUAAUGAGAAUUGUGGAGAAAUAUGCUUAAGUCAUGCAAAAAAAUAUUAUUGACCUAACGAUAGUUUUCAUUUUCACAAAACACAAUUUCUGAUUUUAUUAUUUUGAUUUUUGGAGUGAAAUUUAAAGGGUUAUUUCACCCAAAAAUGAAAAUUCUAUCAUUAAUUACUCACCCUCAUGUCGUUCUACACCCGUAAGACCUUCGUUCAUCUUCAGAACACAAUUUAAGAUAUUUUUGAUAAAAUCCGAUGGUUCAGUGAGGCCUCUAUUGACAGUUGAAGUUAAUUUACACUUUCAAACACCCAGAAAGGUACUAAA